Branchiostoma belcheri (Belcher's lancelet) is the source of this 1355-nucleotide messenger RNA. RefSeq names its product stomatin-like protein 1. Bases 47 to 1294 code for a protein of 415 amino acids. Lineage: Eukaryota; Metazoa; Chordata; Leptocardii; Amphioxiformes; Branchiostomatidae. The record is from RefSeq and is a predicted model, not a curated record. Gene Ontology annotation, cellular component: plasma membrane. The transcript is spliced from 9 exons.
CGCUCAAUAGGUAGCGAGACGUCUGUGGGAAGGGUAACGGUGAACCAUGGCGUUUUCUGGGGUAAAAUAUUCACAGGUUCCCACCGAAGACGGUCACAAAAUCGACUUCAGUUCCCCCUUCACGUAUGGCUUCAACAAGGGGAACCCUGCCGAGGGAUUUACGUACAACAGAGGCACCAACCGAUACGAAGACGAAGGCACAGCGCCCCCUAGCUGUUUUGCCCAGUGCAUCCAUGUGCUGGUGACCUGCCUGUGUUACCUGCUGCUGGUCCUCACCUGUCCAUUCUCUGCAUGCCUCGCAAUUAAGGUUGUCAAGAAUUAUGAAAGACUGCUGGUGUUCAGACUGGGACGUCAGCAGCCCCUAAAAGGACCAGGAAUGGUGUUCAUACUACCAUGCAUAGACAGAUGCCGACGAAUCGACAUGAGACAACGGGCUUUCAAUGUCCCACCACAAACAGCCUAUACAGAAGAUGGAGGUGCCAUCUCUGUUGGCGCUGAUGUGUACUACCGUAUCUACGACGCCAUCUUGGCUGAGACAGCAGUAAAGGACCUGAUUGGCUCCCUCCGUGUCGUGGCCCUAACGACAGUCCACAACGUUCUACUGAAGAAAGGGUUGUACGACAUCGAGACAGACAGGACCAGUCUGAACACAGCCUUACAGAGGGAGCUGAAUAAGAGUACAGAGAUUUGGGGAGUGGAGAUCAGCCGGCUAGAACUGUCCCAGAUCACCAUCUUGAGGCCUCCUGCGAAUGGACCAGUCCUGCUGCCCCCCAGUAACAAUGGACCAGCCCACAACGGACCGGCCAUGUCACCACAAGUACAGACGGUGUUCCAGAUGGCCCAGCAUUUCUUACAGCAGGCUUCAAUGGGAAACAAAGGUGCAAGGACUGAACAAGACAGAUCCAUGGUGGCAGUCCCUAUCCCAGAGUCCUCUGGGACAAUGUCUGCAGAUUUUGGUCUCAGUCCCAGGGACCUCCUCUCAGCUGUCAAACUUCUUCUGGAUGAGUCCAUUGUCGAGCAGGUGGGGGCAAUUUACCAGUUUGAACUGGAGGGAGAGGACGGUGGCACAUUUUACCUGGAUCUGAAAAACGGAGGAGGUGAUGCAGGGAUUGGUCCACCUCCAAAUGAGGAAGCUGACGUUGUCAUGACAAUGUCUGUGACUGACAUGCAGCAGCUCUUCUCAGGAGAGCUCCGCCCCUUCCAGGCCUACAGCAGCGGGAGGCUCCACGUGGAGGGGAGUCUCAGAGUCGCCACACGAUUGGAAGAUGUUGUCAGCAGACUGAAAACAUCAUAGGCAGACCAGUCCAAAGCUAAUGUCACUUUAAUCUCCAAGCGGAAUGGUGGCGACUGGACAC